ACACUGUGGACACACGGACUCAUAUCUGUUCAAAAAAACCCAAAUAGAAAAUCUAAAAAAGUCAUUUUACUUGCUCAGAUGUCAAAGUGUGGAAGCUUGACUGGUGAGUUGUUGACGACGUGAUUGGGCUGCAUUUGCUGAUACGAGGGGCAGUUUCAGUUUGAGCGGUGAUGUUGCAACUUCAGUCCUACAUGGAGGCUGUGUCGUGUGAGAGUGGGGGAUUUUGUUUGUGACAGAUCGUUUAUUUGUGAGAGGGAGGUCGCUGUGCAGAGAUGGCUAUGGUAUGCCUGACAGACUUUGAGGAAUAUGCUAAAGAGCAUCUCUCAAAGGCUACCUGGGAUUAUUACGCAGCCGGAGCGGACGAAUGCUGCACCAGGGACGACAAUCUACUGGCUUACAAAAGGAUCCGUCUGAGGCCUCGUAUCCUCCGGGACGUGUCGGUGAGUGACACAAGGACCACAGUGCAAGGGACAGAAAUCAGCUUUCCAGUCGGUAUCGCUCCGACUGCCUUUCACUGCCUGGCCUGGCAUGAAGGAGAAGUGGCAACAGCUCGAGCCACGGAGGCACUAAACACCUGUUACAUCACCAGCACUUACUCCACCUGCUCAGUGGAGGAGAUUGUGGCAGCAGCACCGAACGGUUACCGCUGGUUCCAGCUGUACGUGUACCGGGACCGCAAGCUGUCCGAACAGAUUGUGCAUCGUGUGGAGGGGCUCGGCUACAAGGCCCUGGUCCUCACUGUCGAUGUCCCGUACACCGGAAAGCGCCGCGACGACAUUCGCAACCAGUUCAAGCUGCCACCACACCUCAAGGUCAAGAACUUUGAUGGAGUGUUCCAGCAGGAGACUGCAGCUCCAGAGGAAUACGGGAUACCGGCCAACACCUUGGACCCAUCCAUUAGCUGGAAGGACGUGUACUGGCUGCAGUCCAUCACCCGCCUGCCCAUUAUCAUCAAGGGAAUCCUGACCAAGGAGGACGCCGAGCUGGCUGUGGAACAUGGCGUCCAAGGCAUCAUUGUGUCAAACCACGGGGGGAGACAGCUGGACGGAGGCCCAGCUUCGAUUGACGCUCUGUCGGAGAUUGUGGACACGGUGCAGGGCAGGAUCGAGGUCUAUCUGGACGGAGGCAUCAGGACAGGAAGUGACGUAUUGAAAUCGCUGGCCUUGGGAGCCAAGUGUGUUUUCAUUGGUCGUCCAGCAGUGUGGGGCCUUGCAUACAAGGGCGAGGAAGGAGUGCGGGAGGUGCUGCAAAUCCUAAAUGAUGAGUUCCGUCUGUCCAUGGCUCUAUCAGGUUGCAGGAACGUGGCGGAAAUCAACAGGAACCUCAUUCAGUUCUCUAAACUCUAACAGAGCAAAAGAGGGCGCCACUGAGGACGAUAACGACACCCACUGACAGGACUGAACCAAACCAACAGUGUUGAACGAGAGCCUGGGACAAAGAAACUGAAAGAUGUUCAUCUCAGAACUCAUGACUUUAUCAUGUCAGGAAACAUGCUAAACAGCUUCAUGCAAGAGUGUCCGAGUGAGACGGUGUCUUGGGGAAGAUGAGGGUCGGCGGCAGAUUUAGCAAGUGAAUAAUGAAAGUGUUUUUUUUAGAUUUUGGAUUGGAGUCGAUGGAGGCACUUUUCAUGAAAUGAGACAUAAGCUUGUAAUUUGGUUUAGUUUCCAAGCUGACUGAUAAUGACGAACACUACGGUUUGAGAUGCUGAUGGUGAUUGUGGUUGAAUAAACGCCUGCUGAGGUGAUGAAGAUC
Molecule: messenger RNA, 1752 nt
Organism: Plectropomus leopardus (leopard coralgrouper)
Lineage: Eukaryota; Metazoa; Chordata; Actinopteri; Perciformes; Serranidae
Gene: hao2
Product: hydroxyacid oxidase 2 (long chain)
Biological process (GO): fatty acid alpha-oxidation
Cellular component (GO): peroxisomal matrix
Molecular function (GO): (S)-2-hydroxy-acid oxidase activity; FMN binding
Source: RefSeq, a predicted model, not a curated record